AUGAGUGCGUGCGGCCGGAAAGCGCUGACCCUCCUCAGCUCUGUGUUUGCCCUCAGUGGCCUGGGGCUGCUGGGAGUGGCCGUGAGCACCGACUACUGGCUGUACCUGGAGGAGGGCCUCAUCCUGCCCCUGAACCAGACCACCGACACCCGCAGCUCUCUGCAUGCGGGGCUCUGGAGGGUCUGCUUCCUCAUGGGUGAAGAAAGUGGCCGCUGCUUCACCAUCGAGUACAUUAUGCCCUCCAAAGUACAGCUGACGUCUGAGUCCACCAUGAAUGUGCUGAAGAUGAUCCGCUCGGCCACGCCCUUUCCUCUUGUCAGCCUCUUCUUCAUGUUCAUCGGUUUCGUCCUGAACAACAUUGGACAUGUGCGUCCACACCGCAGCAUCCUGGCCUUUGUCUCUGGGAUCUUCUUCAUCCUCUCAGGCUUGGCUCUGGUCGUGGGCCUGGUGCUGUAUAUCUCCAGUAUAAAUGAUGAAGUUUUGAAUCGGCCCAAGAGCAGUGAGGCCUUCUUCUCCUACAAAUACGGAUGGUCCUUUGCAUUUUCUGCCAUCUCAUUCUUGCUCACAGAGAGUGCAGGUGUGAUGUCGGUCUACCUCUUCAUGAAGCGUUACUCUGCAGAGCUGUACCAGCCGCGUCACGCCGCCUUCUACCGACCGCGCCUCAGUAACUGCUCGGACCACUCAGGACAGUUCUUGCACCCGGAGGCCUGGUCCCGAGGCCGCAGUCCCUCGGACAUCUCCAGUGAGGCGUCUCUCCAGAUGAGCAGCAGUUACCCAGCACUGCUCAAGUGCCCCGAGUACGACCAGGCGUCCUCCUCUCCCUGCUGA
Molecule: messenger RNA, 828 nt
Organism: Knipowitschia caucasica
Lineage: Eukaryota; Metazoa; Chordata; Actinopteri; Gobiiformes; Gobiidae
Source: the annotation of a GenBank genome assembly